Molecule: messenger RNA, 1152 nt
Organism: Dichotomopilus funicola
Lineage: Eukaryota; Fungi; Ascomycota; Sordariomycetes; Sordariales; Chaetomiaceae
Exons: 1
Coding region: 1-1152 (383 amino acids)
Source: RefSeq, a predicted model, not a curated record
AUGUCACACAGGUGGCCGGCCGAGCCGGCGUACGACACGCAAUAUACUCGCGUGCGCGCGCCACCCAUGGAGCCUGUGAGUGCUUCAACCUACACCCACAGCCGAUCGAGGACGACGUCGUCGAAUACUUUCCCCGCCGGCAUGCAAGAGUCGUACCAGCAAAAUCCUUACCCGCAACAGCAGAUGCAGCACCUUGCCCAACCCUCGAUGGGCCACCACCAAAGGCGCUCGCCUAGCGUGAACACUUUCAGCACCGUCUCCAGCGGCGGGAUGGGCCCCCCGCCGUCUUACAGGACCUCGCCCACCCUCGACGUCAGGAGAUCUACCUCAGGUCGGUCUGCGGCAACCUCCAGCUCGCCACAAUCCGGCUAUGUUGCACUACUCCGGCGGCAGAAGGCCACGGUGUGGUGUGACCGCGCGCAGUACGAAGACCCCAGGUUACAAGCGCAGCAGAAGGCUGCCAAGAUGCGGGCUACUCGUGAGGUCGUUGGAGCGGGCAGCGGGUUGGGGCUGGGUCUCAUGGGCGCGAGCCGUACUUCCACUGGCCUUAGUUCGACCGGUGGCAAGGUCGCGGCCAAGAUCCGGCAUCACGGGAAACCCACGGUUAUCGGUUACUCCCCCGGCAGCAACUACAAUGGUGUUGGAGGGGUUCCUCUCCGCCUGAGUGCGACCGAGGUAGAAGGCGAGGAGAGCGAGGAAGAGGACUCCACCGCCGCACAGCGACUACACCACCGGCGGACCGGCAGCUCCGGGCGCAACAGCACCGCCAGCGGCCGAAGAGCCAUGGCGUACCGUACCUCCGGAGGCCUCGGCCCCGCUGGUGGAGCCACGAAGUGGAGCCCGAGCGAUACCCCCGAGCGAACGGGAUCCUUGGUCGACGACAAAAUGGCCGGCCACGGCACCCCUCCCAUGGACGACGCGGCCAGCGGCAAGGCGAGGAGUUUCGGCAGUGGGAGCAGCGGCGAGCGGCUGGACAAUGUCCCCGAACUCAGCGGCAACUCGGCCCAUCUAGCAAACAACAGCAUGAAGCACGCUACGGUGACACGCGAGAAGAGCGUUAAGAACGUCGAGGAGCUGAAGCGCCGUGGUAGUGUGGAUGAGCGGACCAUGACGCUUUCUACUGGCCGGCUGUACAUUGCCAACCCUGAUUAA